This is a messenger RNA of Racocetra fulgida, 292 nucleotides long. The record is from the annotation of a GenBank genome assembly. NCBI's taxonomy places the organism in Eukaryota, Fungi, Glomeromycota, Glomeromycetes, Diversisporales, Gigasporaceae.
CAAACUAAUCAAUACUAAACAAAUUACGGAAAAAAUAGUCGAAUAUGCUUCUCGUCCGGUAGAUGAUAUAGAAAUUCCCGACGAUGAGGAAGAUAAUAGUUUGGAAGAGAUAACCAAAGAAAAAACGGAGUUAAAAUCCGAGAUAGAAAAAGAAGAAGAUAGCAUUAAAAGACUUCAACAAGAAUUAAAUGAGGCUCAAAAUAGAGUCCAACAAUUAAAAACUCGUCUUAAUGAAUUAGAACAACAAGAACUCCAAGCCCAAAUCCAAAUCCCUCCCAAAUCUCCCCAAUAA